AUGGAGGCGCAUGCAAGGCCAGGCGAUGGUCCCUUCCUAAUCGCGCCCAGCGGAGGGCGCUGCCUGCAAGCGGCAUUUCUCGUGCGGCGGCGGCGGCAGCAGCGUCGGGGACGAGCGGAGGCUUCCCAGAAGCAGCCGCUUCUCCUCCUCCGCCUCCUUCUCUCCUUUUCUUUGGCGUCCCGCUUCGGUGCGGCGAGCGCGCAGCCGAGAAUGGAGCCGCUGCUGCUGCUGCCGCCGCCGCCCCCUGGAGCCCCGCCGCUCUCCGCGGAGCCCCUGCGCGCCGCUUGGGCAUCGCCCCGCGCGCGGUGA
This is a messenger RNA of Podarcis lilfordi (Lilford's wall lizard), 309 nucleotides long. Lineage: Eukaryota; Metazoa; Chordata; Lepidosauria; Squamata; Lacertidae. The record is from the annotation of a GenBank genome assembly.